Molecule: messenger RNA, 855 nt
Organism: Piliocolobus tephrosceles (Ugandan red Colobus)
Lineage: Eukaryota; Metazoa; Chordata; Mammalia; Primates; Cercopithecidae
Exons: 5
Coding region: 1-447 (148 amino acids)
Source: RefSeq, a predicted model, not a curated record
AUGCAUCAACUCCUCAGACUUCGCGUUUCCCACGAGCGCCCUGACUGCUCGCUGCGCAGCCGCCUCCAAAAGGACAGGCUCCCUCCUCCCCGCCCACCGCAAGGGCCGCCGCAGAGCUUGGCUCUGGACCAGAAAGAGCUGGCCUCUGGGGUCUCCGCUGCCCCAUGGGGUCCGCUCCGGGCAGCGCCUCCCCCUCGCCCUUUGUGUGCACACAGCAAACCCCUCUGCAGAGCUCUACUUUUGGCGGCGCAGCCAUCGGCGGAAAAGCGAGUGAAAGGAGGAAUUUGGCACCUAACACAUUUGCAUCUAGAAGUAUGGAAUGAACUAUGCCAUAAAGAGCGCAAUGACCUGAACAAUCUAUCAGCAACCCAUGAGCCAGCAGAACAAAAGAUGACAGAACUGGGGCUGGCAGAGCAAGGUGAGAAAAUGAGACUUAAGACGAUAUAAAUAACUUGGGCAAGAUCACACAGCAAGAAAGUGAUAAAGCCAAGCCUGGAAUCUCAACAGAUACAUUGCAGAGCUGUUCUUAACCAGCACAUGUUACUGCCUCUAUGGUGUCAAUAACUUCUUGAUAUGUAUCACUUCUGAAAGGCAUUUAUUUGCUCACAGGUGGUAAUCUGAAGUCAUUAGGACAUCUUGCUCUCAGGAGCCUAUUUCCCUGAUGUCAAGGAUUUCCUAACAUUUAAAAGUUUCUACUGUUUUAAAUGACUUCAGAAUUUUCAGCAGCGAAUUUUCCUGCUCCUGGGAAAAUUUUAAAUGCCAAAUUACCACUGAUUCUGUUUUCCUGAAAAAUAAAUAAAUAAAUAAAUUGCUCAACACACUAAAAAGAAGAAGCUUGAAACACUCUUUGAAACU